GACCACAAUUUUUACGACAGCCAAUUUUGACUUUGUGGCUGGAAGAAGUUCCACGCGCGUUUGAUGUAAACUGGCGCCAUGCAUGGCUCACGCCACACAAAUUUAUGGUGACGAACAAAGUAAAGGUCUCCUUUAAUAUUAUCCAUAGAUUCUACCCGUGUAAUAGCUUGAUUUCUAAAUGUAUACCUGAUGUUAAGCAGUGAAUGCAGUUUUUGUUAACUAGAAACUAAAUCUAUUGAACACUUAUUAUUUUGUAGUUGUUUGCAUAGUGAGGUGUUCUGCACUGAUUUUAAGCUAUAUCUUGGCAACAAAAUGCAUACAACCAUUGAAAUAUGCAAGUUUGACAUUAUUGUACGACACUGAUUCUACAAUUGAACGUCAGUAUGUCAUUAAUCUCUUAAUUUUAUUAGGAACAUUUUUCAUACACAAAUCAAAAUGUAUUAAGAAACGGGCCCUUUAAAAAUAUGUUUUACUGAUUUGGAAUAUUAUUUAGAAUCAUUAAAAUGUAUGCAAAACAAAAUGUCUCAAACUGUAUUUGCUACCUGUCUGGAUUUGAUAUGUGGAUUUUUAUUAAUUUUUUAUUUGUAAUUUCUUCUUUAUGUAAUCCCUCUGUCUGUUCUGUAUUUUGUAUGUUACAGUUUAAUAAUAAUACAACAAAGUUCCACACGCGCAUUCUAUUGACGUAACACGAUCAGUUUGCCCCUAGCGUCACCGAUUGAGCGAGCUCAAGUUCUGUUCCUGGUUAGAAUGGUCAAACGAUUGUAAAUGCCUGAAACGUGUUCACUGGAUAUUCCGGUGUGGCAAGGAAUGAGAGAGGCUAAAGAAGUUGUGAAAUACGGUGUCUUCUGUGAUAGAGCUACUGCGACCAAACUACAAAUACAUCGGCUCUUCCCCCUCUCACAUCAGCUCAGCUCCCUUCCUUUCCCCCUUUUCCAUUCCCAUCAUGGCUACCUCCAUGGAUCAGUCCACUGUUCUAGAAGACGAGCUCACCUGUCCCGUGUGCUUGGACCUGUUCCGGGACCCCCACCUGCUGCCCUGCGGCCACAACUUCUGCCUCCUCUGCGUCCGCCGUCUCAAACGCCAGGCAGAGCGAGGUCGCUUCCGUUGCCCCGAGUGUCGCGAGAGCCACCGCUGCUCCGCAACCUCGCAGAAGAACUUCAAACUGGCCAACAUCGCCGACGACUACCGCUUCCGGGGACAGGCAGCGUCGUCAAGACAACAACCAGACGCUGGCCGCCCGGCAACAGCCAAGACCCCUGUGUCUGUGCCCUGUGACUACUGCCCUCCAGGGGACACUAGCGAGGCGGGGAAAGGGGAACCUGGAGCUCCCGGGGCUGGGGCUGGAGGAGCGGUGGUGUUAGCGGUGAAGACGUGUCUGAAAUGCGAGGUGUCCAUGUGUCAGGAGCAUGUGAAGCCCCACCUGGAGCUGCCUGCGUUUAGGGAGCACCCCCUGACCGAGCCCCUGGGAGACCUGAGGAAGAGGAAGUGUCCUGAACAUGAUGAGAUGUACCGCUACUACUGCAUGGACGACAGGGUGUGUGUCUGCAACGCCUGUACCAUAGAGGGGGGCCACGCUGGACACACCAUCAAGACCCUGAAGAACACCAUGAAGGGUCUGAAGGGCAUUCUGGAGACCCAGCUACAGAAGGUGGACAGGAAGUUGAGCAAAGCAGAAAAAACUCUCCAGGAGCAGAAAGUGGAGGAACGAAUUAACAAGAAGUUCCUGGAGGAAUCGGACCAGCGGAUCACUGCAGUGGGGGAGGUGUUACAGGUCCACCUGCAGGGCUUCCUCACUGCCUUAAGGGACUCUACCCGCUCUCAAGGGGGCGAGUGUGGCCCCAACAUCCAGCGGAACAUAGUCAAGGUGGCCCAGGACCACGCUCGUCUGCAAGAUGUCCACAGCAGCAUCCAGAACCUCGCCCAGGAGAACGACCCCUUCCGCUUCCUAGAGGCGUACAAGUCAUCAAGCAAAAAUUUCUGCAGGCAGUUGAAGAAGCCCCUCUUCUACCCAGAGUAUGUUGGUGUGGACACUGAAGGCCUGGCCGAGGCCCUGGAGGUUAAGCAGGAGGACUUCCUCACUAAUAUACGCUCCUGCGUCUCUCAACUCAUCGACGAUAUCUGUCCUUCAGUCAGGGAGGAGGAGGACACCGGAGGAGAGGAGGAGGAGGAAGAGGAGGAUGAUGAUGACGAGGAUGGCAGUGAUGGAGAUGAACAAGAGGAAGCUGAGGAGGAGAUGAGGAGCGAGGAAGAGGAGGGUAUACACGACCAGAACGAGUCAGCAGACGAACUCCACAGUUCGGAAGGUGAAGAGGAGAUUCAUUCCAACUGAGGAAAUGACUAUGGGGUGAAUCCUCAAAUCCAUUCUUCCAUUUAAGUCAAACUUUCUCUCAAAUAGUCAAGCAUUGAUGUCAGUGGGAGGCUAUGUAAAAGUUUAACUUUGAAUUUAGGAUUUGCCAAACCAUUUUGGGAAACCUUUCAAAUAUCAUACAUUCUACAUCUAUACAUCAAUGUUUAGAAGGGGAGAUGUUUAUGUGUGCGUCCCAAGUAGCACCCUAUUUCCUAUUUAGGCCUUGGCUAUUCAACUAUAUUCUUAUGAGGGCCAGAUGUAAAAAAGGUUAAUUGCAGGGGGGCGGACAUUUUCCACAUGUUUAUUCUUCGAAAGAACUGUAUAAAAAAAACAAAGCAUACACACCAAUAAAGUAGCUUUCUUAAAUGUUGCUAAAAUUAAUUGUGUGAGUAGAGGUGCAACCCAAAAAUUUGAUCAUCAUUGAAAAGGAAAAGGCACAAUGUUCGCUCACCAUUUAAAAGCUUCUUAUAAUAUUAUAAUAAUAAUAUGCCAUUUAGCAGACGCUUUUAUCCAAAGCGACUUAGUCAUG
Molecule: messenger RNA, 2876 nt
Organism: Coregonus clupeaformis (lake whitefish)
Lineage: Eukaryota; Metazoa; Chordata; Actinopteri; Salmoniformes; Salmonidae
Product: E3 ubiquitin/ISG15 ligase TRIM25-like
Exons: 9
Coding region: 944-2329 (461 amino acids)
Molecular function (GO): zinc ion binding
Source: RefSeq, a predicted model, not a curated record